UGUGCCAGUCGUGAGCGCGAUUCCGUCGCGCCGCGUACUUAAGGAGCCGCGUGCGGCGAAGAAGCGGCGGAACGGAGGGUGGAAAAGAGUGAGGGAGCAAGGGGAGGGAGCCCCCGAAAAAGAAGAAAGGAUUCUCUCCCGUCGAGGGGAUUGUCGCGUCGGGACUCAACGCUCAGUCCGUCCACGUCCGCUGUCGAAGAGACGACCGGAAGACCGGUCUUCCCGCGCGAUUGCCUCUUCCUGCCUCCGAGGAGAACGACUAGAAUCGAAACGGAACUUCUUCCUCUUCGUCGAGCUAAGAAACGCGUCUUCCGCGUGUGCGGAAUCCUCGAAGAUCUCAAUCAUCUCGCGAGUCUAGAUUGAUUGCAAACGUUGAAUGAAUCUGUGCAUAGUUUUUGACUCGAUUAUUUUCAAGGAGAUCAAAUUGUCGAAGAGAAACAUCCCCCUUGGGAGAAUUCGAGGAAUGUGUAAAAAAAAUAACGUUUCGUGGAGAGGACAAUCGAUAUCGAUUGACGGAUAAUCGACGGCCGUUCGCAUGCUCCUGGCAUUCGCGAGUACGGAAAAAGAAGAGGAAACAAGUGGUUGCGGUUUAAAAGGGCCUUUUAUCUCGGAGAAGCGCCGAUCUCACACGUACGUUACGCUCACAUCCUCGUUAUCCCCUCUACGAGGUGUUGCAUGUUGCUUGCGGCGGAGAUCUGGCAGCUUUGUAAAAGGCUUAUCAUAUGGGGAGGAAAAGAGCGAAGAAACAUUAGAGCGUGGCGCGCGAGACGAGAUCGCAAUGAAAGUCAAUAAACCGUGAUGAGUAACGGAGAGUAUAGUGGUCGGAGUGGCAUUAAUAAAUUAGUGUCUACUUGCUGCUACAAGCAACAGCAGCGGCAGCAGUAGCAGGAGUCGGAGGAGGAAGAGGACGCGAAGAGGAAGAGGAGGAGGAGGAGGUGGAGGAGGAGGCGGUGGAGGAGGCGCGGACCUCGAGUGCGUGCGUUGUGCGUGCGGUGUGUGUACGCGGGUGUGCGCGUGCGAAUACGUGUGACCGGCAGCCGUGUCGAUGCGGGGAUUUGGCCAGUGUGUCAGUGUGAAAGAAGACAAUUGACUCGCCGUCCGUCGGACGGUACUCGGCUCGGCAGGGGGGCCUUCUGACGUCACAUCCGGGCUGUACAAGCCGCGAUCUCAUCUGGACCACGGGCGCACGAAGCGAAUGAAGAACGAUGACCUACCGCGACAAGAGGAUCCUCGGGAUCCUUGUCUUGCUCAAUGUAAUAAUAAAAAUUUUGGCAAACCAGACGGAUUCGUCAAAAACAGAUAUGGUAGAGGGAACAGAAGAUUUCACUACGAUCAAAAAAGUCCUGCCGGACAGGUGUCUAGCCAAAAUAGAACAGGGACCUUGUACGCAGUUUGUUCAUAAAUGGUACUUCAAUAAGACCGAAGGGAAAUGUCGAACGUUUCCUUACGGCGGUUGCAAAGGAAAUGAUAAUCGAUAUAACUCGGAAGACGAGUGUCUUUAUUACUGCGUCGGUGGUGCUGAUCAUACCCUACCGCCUUAUCUCGUGACAAAAGGUAGUGUAUUUGUUACAACGAGCGGUACAACAACAACAAAUAGUCCACUCCCGACGACUUCUAGUACACCACGACCGACUUUUACACCUCCGAAACCGACGAAACCACCGGUACCGAAACACAAACGAGGAAAGGAAUUAACUUUCAUGGAAUCUGGCCACGAGAAGACAUUCAUGUUUGCGCAAAGUAAUACUUUUAUUCAGCUCGACGGUUCUGGUAUCACAACUUUUCAAUUGAGAUUAUGCCGCGAGAUAUCCUUCAAGUUUCGCACCAAGCUUCCGCACGGUUUGCUAGUUUAUCACAGCGUCAAAAAUCGACCAGAAGGCCUCGACCCUUACGCACUUUAUGUGAUAGUGGAAAAGGGUCAAUUGAAAGUAGUUCAUGUGUUCGGCAAACAAUCGACCAGCCUAACUGUCGGCGAAGGUCUUAACAGAGACGAAUGGCAUAGCGUUCUCGUGAGAAUCGAUGUGCACGGAGCAAAAUUAAUCGCUAGAGUCGAUGAUAAGAAGGCCGACACUACUCUAAAAGUUCUCGAACGUGUUGUUAAUUACGGGGUAUCCGAAGAUUUGGCCUCGGUCGUUUUAAUCGGAGGAUUGAGCUCUGAAGAACGAUUACACGGAGUGAAAUAUAUAAUAGAGUCGUUUGUCGGUUGCAUCAGGGAUAUGGUUUUGAGUUCCGGAAAAUCCGCCAGCGAUUUGCUACCUAUUCGACCGCUGAUCGCGACUAAGCACGAGAACGUUAAGGAAGGCUGUAUAGAUAAAUGCAGGACACGAGAGAACUUGUGCUUCGUCCCCCAUCAAUGUGUGAAUCAUUACAAUAGUCUGACAUGCGAUUGUUUUGGAACAAAGUACGAGGGUGAACGUUGCGAUGUAUAUACUGCGACGAUACUGACACUAAGAGGUUCCUCGUACGUAUCUUUCCGUGUGUACGAUUGGAAGGAUCGUGUUCAUUCGUCUGUCAACAGGAUCAGCCUCGCUUUUAAGACAAAAUGGGAUGAUUCUGCCUUGUUUUAUGCUUCCGGUGAGAUCGAUGGCACACCGCAUUACAUUGCAGCUUCCAUUAUAAACGGAUCGGUCUACGUUGAACUCGAUUUCGGACACAAUUCAAAAAUCUCCACUAUGUUAGGCGAUUACGUCACGUCUGACCAUUGGAACAAUUUGAUUAUAUCCCAUAAUGGAUCUCUCGUCUUCGUCAGCUUAGACGACGAGAAGAAGGUACUAGAAGUACCGGGAGAAAAUUACAAUAUGAUUAUUGAUCCGGAGAUAUACAUCGGUGGCGGUCCGGAGCUUCACAAAAAGAAAGGUCUUCUGUCACAUAAUAAUUUUGCAGGUUCCUUGAAGUAUGUAUUCUUCAACGAUAAGUCGAUUAUAUAUGAACUGAAGCGCUCUAAUCCUAUGGUACACUAUAUCGGCGUCUUGGAACCCGAAUAUUAUGAAGCCGAUGUCGAAGUUAUCCCCAUCACGUAUCCUUUUGCGGAAAGUCAUAUCUGGUGGCCCAUCGAACGAACUGAUUCGCUGAAGUUAAAUUUUGACUUCAAAAGUUCAAAGCCAAUCGCAGUCGUUGCAUCGGGGGAUAUAAAGAGCAGUCGCGGUGUUGGUUACUGGGAGCUACGUCAAGUCAACGAUGAAAUUCGUUUCCAAUUGAUACCGGUUAUAACGGAGAAUAUUACGGUGAUAACUUCGGUAAAGUUUCCGCCUUACAAUACUUCUUGGCACGCGGUCGAACUUAAUUACACAAAAGGCGACCUCAACAUCCUGCUCGAUUACAAAAAUAAGCAGAGCAAAUUCUUUGCUUUGACAUUCGAGUUGGGUGAAAAAGUUAUUAUAGGAAGUGGUAUUAUAGGAAGUAAAAGCAAUGCGGGUUUAGUAGGAUGUAUGCGCGAGAUACAAGUGAAUAAUCAAAGAAUCGAACCUAGAUACGUGAUUAACACUGAGAGAGUAAUCGGAGAAGUCGCUUUAGACAAUUGUCAAUUUGUGGAUCCGUGUAAGAGACCAAACACUUGCGAACAUGGCGGUAAAUGCUCAGUCAAAGAAGAUAGGAUCACGUGUGAUUGCACAGAUACUGGAUAUAUCGGAAAAAACUGUCAUUUUGCAACAUAUAGAAAAACCUGUGAAGAAUUGGCUCUAUUGGGAUUCACUCAGGAUGAUGUUUACAAAAUUGACAUUGAUGGAAAUGGCCGAUUUCCGCCCGCUUCAGUAAAAUGCGAAUUUCAAUCGAUCGAGGAUUCAACCAAGACGAUCGUCGAACACAAUUUACCCUCCCAAGUGGAUGUCAGAUCUAUCAGCGAGAACGACUUUUCUUUCAAUAUCAAGUACAGGCAGUUCACCGCUGAGAUGCUUCAAGAGCUAAUCUCACAUUCGCUUUAUUGUAGCCAAUAUGUAAAGUAUGACUGUUAUAAAGCACCCUUGGAGCUACACAGUGCCACGUGGUUUCUUGGCUCGAAAGGCACUACUGUCGAUUACAUCGGAAAUGUCAAUCGCGGAUCAUGUCCUUGCGGAAUGAACAGAACAUGCGUGAACUCCAAUUUGAGCUGUAAUUGCGAUGUAUCCGCCGGAAAUGCGGGAAAAUGGCUAUCAGAUGAAGGAUACUACGAAACACCUGAUUCUUUAGGCAUCACAGGGCUGAUAUUCUUACAACAAAAAGAUCUCGAAGAAGAUGCUCAAGGACGUAUCACUUUAGGACCAUUAGAAUGCGUUGAGACAAAUACACAAAAAUACGUCGUAACAUUCACGACAUCGCAAUCGUACAUCGAAGUACCGGGUUGGAGAAAGGGUGAUAUAGCCUUCAGUUUUCGAACAACGGGCGAAAAAGCUAUUCUUCUAUAUCAGCCGCCAAUCCGGAACAACUAUCCUUCCUUCAUGGUCGCGUUAACAUCCGAGUAUCAGUUGACGUUCAAUUUCACCUUAAACACCGGCACUAUUCGCGAGUUAGAAGUAAGAAGCCGACGCAAACUCAACAAUGGCGAAUGGCAAAAGAUAUGGAUCGACUAUAACGACUAUCAUGUGAGAUUCAUGAUCAACACCGACUUUCAAAUGGUGGAUUUAUUGUCCGAGGAAGAAUUCGGGCCCUUUGAAGGAUCAAUGUUCAUCGGUGGUGCUACUGCAGAGCAUUUGAAAACUUCUUCCGUUCGACAAGGUCUCAUCGGCUGCUUUCGCGGUCUCGUUGUCAACGGAGAGAUAUUAGAUAUCCAUAGUUACAUGUCUGUACAUCUAUCGGAAAUUAUUAAGGAUUGCAAGCCUUCCUGUCAACCUAAUAAAUGUCAGAACGGUGCCAGAUGCGUCGAGCUGUGGAGCAAUUUCGAAUGUGUAUGCGAAAAUCGAUGGGCGCAUUUAGGCACUUUUUGCGAGACAAACAUUAAUAACAAAGCCCUUACAUUCACUUCGCCUGGAGUGUUCCUGAAGAAGAACUACUUCGAAUCGGACAAUAAUGAGGAGAAAUUGCAGCUGAAGAGCAUGCUACAAGAGAAUAUUCUGAUUAAUUUAAGAACUUACGAUACACACUCUCUGAUACUUUAUGCGAACGAUCAUUUAAACAACUUCGUGCAUCUUUACAUUUCGAACGGCACUAAUAUCGUCUAUCUUUUCAACGCUGGCAAUGAGAUCAAGAACAUCACCGUAUCAAAUCCAAACGUCAACACAGGAAUCUCUGUGCAAAUCGCUAUUAUUCGAGGCGAAAAUUGGACUACGCUGCAUGUGAAUGAAUAUAAUGUCACACUGAACGCGGUACCUAUACUUCUGGAUACAUAUUCGAAUAAACCAUGGACAAAUCCGGAGAAAGAAGUUUUAGCACCGCAGCGGCCGCCAGCGCCUCCAACCGAUUAUUUCCAAGUAAAUUUAGGAGGUUUUGAUUCCAACUUGCUCAGAGUCGGACAAGAAGGUGCCCUAAUUCAAGGUUACGUUGGUUGUUUGCGAGGACUCAUGAUUGGCAAAUAUCUGGUCGACUUGCCAAAUUUAGCUAACGAAGCAAAUCAUGAAGGCAAAGGCGUUCUACCAAAUUGUCAAAUGAAGUGCGAUGCAAUGCCUUGUAAAAAUUUGGGAAUCUGCACAGAAGAUUUCAACAGGCAAGAAUCUUCUUGCAAUUGCGAAUUGACGUCUUACUUUGGCGAGUAUUGCGCUGAUGAAAAGGGCGCUGAUUUCAGCGGGGAAAGUGUACUUCAACGAGAAUUUGAACUCGAGGGCGAAGUAAAUCAGGUGAAGGUUCAAUUAGCAUUCUCGACAAGCGAAUUACGACAGCGAACUACUGCGUUGCUGCUAGUGCAGACCGACAAUAAAAGAAGCUACUACUUAUUAGUGGCUUUAACGUCUGAGGGGCAGCUUAUUUUCGAAGAGGACAGAGAUGGCUCGGCGGCUUACGGAGUGCGUCUGAACGAUCGAAAUUUCCUGAACGGUGCACGUCACAGUGUUUAUUAUGUUCGCGAUAACACCACUGCCACUCUCUUGAUUGACCGCCAACCCGCCCAAUUGAUACCACUUCCGGGACUACCAAUUCGAGUAGAUGAGGACGAAACUCCUGGUGCAACAGAGAUUCAACUUGGUGGAUUAAACACUACCGAUUCGCGAUUUAUCGCUUACAAAGGUUACACCGGCUGUCUCAGCAAUGUUGUGAUAUCAAUCAACGGCGGUCCCGGCAUGAAACCGUUAGAAGAAUAUAUGCUUUUUACAAAGCAAGCUAGCGAGACUGUUCGGGCAACGAUACCCGCUGGUGUUAGAAGCGCUCAAUGCGCGGUCUUUCAUAUUCAACCUGGUGGUCUUGAACCGCCCAGAAACGUGCCUAAUGAAGGCGGUGAUCGAGAAUGGGUUGAGGAUCCGCCCGAGAAAAUACCGUACAAGUCGCAGUAUUCGAGCACGACUCAGGAAGAGCAAGGUGCGGGAACAUACAUUUUCAUAGCUCUGUGUUGUGUUUUUGUGGUUGUGGUGACUGGGUGUAUUUACGAAGUGUGGCGAAGUGCUCGCAAGGAUCGUCAACGACGUCACAGAGCGGCCUCAGGAGCGGCAGCGACCGCAGCUUCCGGUUCGCAGCGUUGGCAGCCACCACAAUAUACGGAAUCUUUAGUGACCACGACCGGCGUGAAAGCGGUCGGUUUCAAAAACGUGAUGGACGACGAUAAGAGGCCGAAUGGCACGCAUGUGAAAGCGCUAGGUGCCAAGGAAUAUAAACCACUGCCGAAUACGGAACCCAAGGAUUUGAUAAACGAUAAGAACGAUAAGAAGGUUCACAUAAAAGCAGACGAAGAAUCAGAGAAAAAGGAGCUCCUAGGGGUAAAUACAGGCAUCAUGACUAAACCUGCGAAACUGAACCCAUUUUCAAUGGAAGAUCUAAGAGAAGAACCUGAACUGGAAGAACGCGAGGAGAAAGAAGAGGAAGAAGAGGAGGAAGAAGAUGUCCAAGAGCAAGGGACGGACAAGAACAAGGAUCAAUCACAGAAACAGCAACAAGAGGAACAGGAAAAGAACGAGAAAAAUGAUCAAGAUAACGAGCCCCUCGUCAGGCCGGCAUCUACAAACGGAGACAUUGGGCGACAAUUAAAAACACAAGGAAAUCCCCGCUUAGCACCAGACAAUCCGAUAUUCUUCAAUAUGCCUACCAUCUUCUUGCCGGAUGGCCAACGGACUUUCAGCAAUCCAUUGAGUUAUCUCGGUGGUCCGAUAUUACCAUUGAGGAAUAGAUCUAUCGAAUCAGUGCUAUCUCUGGAUUAAUCGUGGAUUAUCUGUACUUUGUUUUAAGGAAUCAUUGUGAGUGUGGAAAGAAACAAUGAAUCGCAUUCCCUGACCGUGAAUGGAAAGUCUCAAACGUGUUGAGUGUUAAAUUGAUAAAUAUUAUAACAAAUUCAUAAACAUAUCAUAUAAACUAGAUUAUCCAAAAAAUACAAUUUAAAACGCGUUAAAAACGUUUGCAAAAUUAAAAUAUACAUUUUUUCUGUUUUGAAAAAACUGAGUUAAUUGUUUAAAGCUUAUAAUUGCUGUAAAGAAAUACAUAAAAUAUUCUUUUCUUUCUUUCAGAUACAUGGACUUAAUUAAUGUUAAAAAAGUUUUAAAAAAUUUUGAUAUGCAUUUAGCACAUUUGAUAUUUUCCAGUUACAAUUCACCUUUCAUUAUCACAGAGUCAUCCGCUCGAAAGGCUCGUGUUAAUAGCUCACAACGAGCUAUAAGCUAAAUAGUUUCAUCAAGAAAGGUUUGCUCGGACCAACAAAUUCGCGACUGACGAAUUUUACACGCCACAAGACAUUAUAGUUGCUGAUAAUGAUUUAAAAAGUGAUAACGAGCUUAAUGUGGUAAUUAAUAAUAAACUCGAUACAUUUUCUCGCAGCUAAUAAGAAACUGUUGUGCUCAAAUAUAUUUCGUUUCAAUAUAAGAAAUGCUUAUAAAAAAAUCUUUGUAAAAGUUCUCCCUGCAAGUUUCUUUUCCUUUUAUUGCACACCAAAACUGAAACUUUCUUUAAUCUUAAAGAAUAUCAACAAUAUAUAAAACAAUCUAUUUUUUUUUGUCUCCUCAAGAAUCGUUCUAUCAAAAUUUAAUAGAAAAAUAGUAAAUAGUAAUUUCAAACUAAGUCAUGACUCAUAUUCCUCAUCCUAGUCAAAGUUAAUUAAUUUUCUGUAUUAUAUCGCGAUGAACAAAUAUUCGUAAUUUAUCGCAUAUGACUGCCUUGUAUGUAUAAUAAUAUAAAAGCAGAAUAUAAAUGCAUCAUUACGAUAAGAAAAGGACCAGAGUAGAGUAUGCAAUGUUUAAUAAUUGAUUACAUGAAUAAAAAAAA
Camponotus floridanus (Florida carpenter ant) is the source of this 8304-nucleotide messenger RNA. RefSeq names its product contactin-associated protein-like 4 (gene axo). The coding region runs from base 1206 to 7250 and encodes 2014 amino acids. Gene Ontology annotation, molecular function: serine-type endopeptidase inhibitor activity. The record is from RefSeq and is a predicted model, not a curated record. The transcript has 29 exons. NCBI's taxonomy places the organism in Eukaryota, Metazoa, Arthropoda, Insecta, Hymenoptera, Formicidae.